CAAGCGAGCGCGCGUCGUGUAUGUUGUAGUGAAAGGUGUGUGUACACGUGCGUGUGUGUGCGUUUGACAGAAGACGCUCAAAGUAAAUCAAGCAGAUAUCAUGGAGCGACUACGCGAAUAUCGUAUGCGUGUACUAACCGGACGUCCGGUCUGCGGUGGGGAGACGACGAGCGACGCCAGCGCCGUGCACGGAUAAUGCGAGGCCAGCCGACGUCGAUCUGUCGUCGUUGAAAUAUGCGAGAGAGCGCCGACGCUGCUGCUGGUGAUCUGUCGUCGGCCAGGGACAUGGAACCUCGAUACUGGCGCUACCGACGCAAGCUCAUGGUGGUCAUCGUCGCUGCGUCGGUACUGCUCUGCGUCAGCGUCUACACUCUCGGCAGCGUCACCUGCUGCGACGGAAGCAGCGACGCAGUCUCCGACGCAGCGCUGCGCGACAUCGACCGACUCGCCGACGCACGGUCGGCGUUCCAUCGCCGACGUAAUCUAUGGGACGUCAGCAGCGAACAGGCGACGUCGGUCAUCGGCGACGACGUGUACGCCGCCGCUGCCGACGACGCCGAAUACGCCGACUCGGACGAGGAAAGUAACUACGGCGGCGACGACGACGUCGGCGCGCGCGUCGUCGCGCAGGCAACGCGGCCGACGGACGGAUCGUCGCCGAACGUGAAAUACAAGCAUCACACAGAGAACGGCACGCGCAAGCUGCCGAGUGUGAUUAUCAUUGGUGUGAAGAAAGGUGGCACGCGAGCGCUCCUGGAGUACAUACGUCUGCACCCGGACGUGCGGGGAGUCGGACCCGAAACUCACUUCUUCGACCAGCAUUACGAGCGUGGCCUGGACUGGUACAGGUAAGCCUAUACGACACUACACUACGGUGUUUACUGUCUUUAGCAAGCAAAAUAUGCGAGGUAAACUGGCUGCGUGGCCGCAAGUAGAAGUGUAAACACAAGUAAAACACUGCAGGUAGAACUGACAGUGCGACCACGGCAAAACACGGCGGACAGCGCCCCCGUAUUAGUUUAGCACAUAUGCGAACUAUAUAUACACGG
Priapulus caudatus is the source of this 1049-nucleotide messenger RNA. RefSeq lists its product as uncharacterized. The coding region runs from base 235 to 852 and encodes 205 amino acids. The transcript has a single exon. Gene Ontology annotation, molecular function: [heparan sulfate]-glucosamine 3-sulfotransferase activity. The record is from RefSeq and is a predicted model, not a curated record. NCBI's taxonomy places the organism in Eukaryota, Metazoa, Priapulida, Priapulimorpha, Priapulimorphida, Priapulidae.